Aspergillus mulundensis is the source of this 4077-nucleotide messenger RNA. RefSeq lists its product as uncharacterized. Gene Ontology annotation, molecular function: zinc ion binding; flavin adenine dinucleotide binding; NADP binding. NCBI's taxonomy places the organism in Eukaryota, Fungi, Ascomycota, Eurotiomycetes, Eurotiales, Aspergillaceae. Bases 1 to 4077 code for a protein of 1358 amino acids. Gene Ontology annotation, biological process: regulation of DNA-templated transcription; DNA-templated transcription. The record is from RefSeq and is a predicted model, not a curated record. The transcript is spliced from 16 exons.
AUGAAACGUUUAUCAAGAGUCUUUGGCCGCGGUUCUUCUGAGCCUAAGGUUGAGCAGGUGGUGACUGUGCUACCUAACGGCGAGACAGAGACCGAUUAUGUGCCCAAUGGCGAGAUAUCAAAGCCACCAGUGACUGCGCCAGCAGUUGCUGAACCCUGGAUUGUGGAAGAGCGCUCUAUUGACGCAUGCCGUCCCAUGAGGGUUGUGGUCAUUGGAUCUGGAAUUUCGGGUCUCAUCUCAUCGAUUCGUCUCCGACAGAGAAUCGGCAAGUUAGAUCUUUGCGUUUAUGAGAAGAACGCAGAUGUCGGAGGCACCUGGCUCGAGAACAGGUAUCCCGGCUGCGCAUGUGAUAUUCCUGCUCACACUUACCAGGCCACUUUCGAGCCGAACAAGGAGUGGUCAACGUUUUACGCUGCGGCGCCAGAAAUUCACAAAUACUGGAAGCAUGUGUCGGACAAGUACGGCUGCGAAAAGCACAUUAAGUUCAAGCACCAGGUUGUCAGCGCCACAUGGGAUGAUGCCCGAAGCAAGUGGACAUUGCAGGUUAAAAACAUCGACAGUGGCGAUACCAUUGAAGAUGUGUGCGAUGUGGUAGUGUCAGCCAGCGGGGCGUUGAAUGAGUGGAAGUGGCCCAGUAUUCCGGGCCUCCACGACUUCAAAGGAAAGCUCAUGCACAGCGCCAACUGGGACGAGAGCUAUGACUACAGCGGCAAGAGGGUUGCUGUCAUUGGAAACGGGUCAAGUGGUAUCCAGAUUGUCCCUGGAAUGCUGCCGAAAGUGACACACCUGGAUCACUAUAUUCGAGGCCGCACAUGGCUAUCUCCUACCUUUGCACGUGAGCAGGUGGACAAGCGUAGUUCGGAACUUGAGAACUUUUCAUUCACCCCAGAGGAGAUCGAGACAUUCAAAAAGGACCACUCUGUAUACCAGAAAUUCCGCAAAGAAAUCGAAACCGAGUUGCAGUCCGUCCAUGGCUGCACGCUUGUUGGCUCGCCAGAGCAAGUUGGGGCCACAGCCUUUUUCACAGAGAAUAUGAAGCGCCGGCUAAGGAACAAGCCGGAGCUUAUUAAUGACCUACUGCCAUCGUUUGCGCCGGCUUGCCGUCGACUGACUCCUGGACCCGGAUACCUCGAGGCUUUAACAGACGACAAGGUCGAAGUCAUCUCGAAUCCCAUUGUCAAGAUCGUCGAAGAUGGCAUAGUCACUGAAGACGGAAAGCAUCAUCCAACAGAUGUUGUCGUCUGUGCCACUGGGUUCAACACCACCUUCACACCACGAUUUCCCAUUUUCGGUAAGGAUGGAGUGUCUCUGGCAAAGCGAUGGGAAACAACACCGGCGAACUAUCUUUCCCUCGCAGUGGAUGGGUUCCCCAACUACUUCAUCUGCCUGGGUCCCAACGCAGCGCUAGGUGAGGGCAAUUUGCUCCUCCUGAUUGAGAAGGAAAUCGACUACAUCACGUACUGCCUCGAUAAGAUGCAGCGAGAUAAUAUCAGAGCAAUGAGCGUGCGGAGAGACGCUGUUGAAAGGUUCACCAAGCACUGCGAUCAGUAUUUCUCACGAACGGUGUUCGGAAUGGAAUGCCGCAGUUGGUAUAAGGGCGGAUCGCUGAACGGCAGAGUUACAGCACUGUGGCCUGGUUCUUCUCUCCACGCGAUGAAAGCUCUUGCCUUCCCCAGGUGGGAAGACUAUACAUAUGACUAUGUCAACGACAACCCUAAUGGUUGGAUUGGCGACGGCUGGGCAGAAGAUGAGAGGCACAAGAUUAUCACCCGCGGGUACCGGGACCUCGUUCUCCGCACCAGCUCUCCGCCUCCGCUCCCCGAGAUUACCAGGGCAUUACAGAGUACCGCACCGAUGAAUAAGAAUCAACGGGCCUCAUUGUUCGCACGAGGCUAUUUCUUCCGUCUCCGUCGAGUCGGGCGAGGACGUGGAAACGCCACUGACACGGGGAAAGGCAAAAGGCCCAUGGAACUCGUGGAUAGCACCACUGUGACAGGCCGAGAGCAGCUUCUCUCCCCCUCCCGCCCAGACUCGAUCUCUCUCGAGGCCCCUUCGUUACCCCAGAAUUUCCUCCCCCAAGCUCCUCCCCGAUGCAUCCCAAACAUUCGCCAUGAAGCCGACCAAGCAUUUCUGCUGCACCAUUUGCCAGCGGGGUUUCACACGCAUCGAUCAUCUGAAACGACAUCACUUGCGUCCGAGUCGUUCGCCCGGUGCGAUAAUUUGCGCGAUCACUACGCAGACUGCGCAAAACGUGGCGACCGGGAGAUUCCAGAAACGGCGAUGAAACUUCGCUGCGAUGGACAAAAUCCAUGUGGCUCUUGUGUCAAGAGAAACCUUGAAUGUAACAAAGAACGCAAGAACCAAACCGACAGCCCGGGGGCUAGUUCAGAUACACCUUCUAUUAGACCAGAAGAGCAUGAGCGACCAUCGGAACGAGGGUCUAUCAAGUUUCUCCUCAAUGGGGGAACAGACAGUUUCACAGAGGAGUUCCUCCUCCCACCGCGCAGCGAUCGGACUCGCGGACUUGAGUAUCAUCACCAGAAAGAGGAAGCGGAGAGCUCGAUGCUCGCCUUCGAUACAAAACAAGAUACUACCGAGUUUGCGCCAGCAUUUGUCGACUUGGAUCCCAAUAGUCUGUCUUUCUUCCAAGACUCUUUCCUCGACUUUUUCAACGGACCAUUCGGAGAAAUGCACAAGUCAAUGACCGAUCCAUACGCCGGGGGCAUGAUAGACUACCCCGUCAUUCCUUCUAAUCAAGACCCUAACUUGACAUUCCCCAGUCAGCAGCCAUUCGAGCCUGAGAGACCAUACGCAACUGCCAUGAUACAAGCAAUCGUGUCACGGGCGUGGUCGGUGCCGCUCGAUGCAAAAAUACACGAGGAGAUAUCGACAAGCCUGACCUUUCUUCUGACGACAGCGCGCAUUCAGAAAUUCGUUGGUCUAUACUUCAAAUACUGGCAUGCGAACUGCACAUUCCUACAUGCUCCGUCAUUUAAUCUUGAUUCUGCUGCGUUGCCCCUUCUCACGUCUGUUGUCUUCAUGGGCGCAAUGUACACGAAGGAUGAACGAGAGCGCUAUGUGGCGAAGAGACUCCUUGAUUUUGCGGAGCUCUAUGUCUUUUCCAGUGACAUUUACUCUAGCGAGUAUGAAGUGGCCGCAACAAUUUGCGGCAAUCGACAUGCCGAAAGCGAAGCCCAUGGUUGGAUUCAGUUCCAGAAUCUCCAGGCCGGCUUUCUGAUGGUGGUGGCACAGUACUGGGCGGGAGGGCCUGUAUCUGGCAGUCGUGCCAUGGAGAAUCGAUUUAGUGAGCUUAUCAAGAUUGCACGGCGAAUAGGCCUCGUCAGUUCCCACCACACACCUGAAGAUGGGAUCGAUGAACAAAUAUGGAUCCAAAACGAGUCCCGCAUCCGUACCAUGAACAUUAUAUCUACUCUCGACUGCGCCUUUUCAUUUUAUCAGAAUUACCCGUGCCGACUCACCCAUACUGAACUACGAUGGGAAUUUCCGUGUUUUGACUCGGUAUUUGCCUCCGUGCAUCCAUCUGCAGAUCCGAAAUUUCAAGUCUCACGACGAAUCACCAUUCGUGAUGCGUUCGACGCCUUAUUCGAAGAUGCCGGAGGGCAUGACACCGCUUCUCCGUCUCCUCUGCCAGGUGCGCUUGCAAGCCUGACAGCACUAGACAUGUGGGUCUUAAUUCACGUUUUGUAUGCUUUCAUCAAUACCCACAUGACUUGCCUAGCUCCUCUCAUGCGAUUCACCCAUAAUCCCACAAUUAGCCAGCUCGGUACGCCUAGUUUCGGAAAGAAACGCCAGGCUGUUGCCCAAGAAGACCCGACUUUGAUGCCUAUUCGCAUGGCUUUGAUGCGAUGGCGGGAUCAUUGGCUGGGCCUCCGCAACACGGUGAGCAGUCACGAAUGGGCCUCUAUGGGCUUCUACAAGAAUGGUUACAACUUCUGGCUCGUAUCGCAACUCUUGAUCACCAAAAAGGAGAGCGUCGACGUGAUAAUGAAGAUGGAAGUACGCUGUGAGGAUAAGUUGGAGAAGCUCAAGGUCCUCCUACAGGAUGAGAAUGAUUGA